CAUAUAUUUCAGAGGCUGCCUGCCUGUCAGGAGUCAGAAACUUGUCUUGUUCUCUUUUGGAGAAAGUGACAUUUUCGAUCCCAGGAAGCUUCUACUUUCCUGAUCUCAAAGGGCAACUUGGAGGUCUUUGCACUUUCUAUUGGGAGAGACGGAGAGAGAGAGAGACCAUGCUGCCUGCACAUCUGGGACAGAGCCCGGCGAUGCCUCUUCCCAUCGUGAUCAUAGGUAACGGUCCCUCGGGGAUCUGUUUAUCGUACCUGCUGUCUGGCAACAUUCCCUACGUCAAAAGAAAUGCUGUCCACCCAAAUCCGAUUUUGCAAAGGAAAUUGGAAGAGUCGUCCAACCUUUCCAUCUUAGACCAGGACAUUGAGUACCUAUCUGAAGGUUUGGAAGGACGUUCUUCCAGCCCAGUUGCUCUCCUUUUUGAUACCCUGCUGCGUCCGGAUACAGAUUUUGGGGGGACAUCGGAUUCGGUCCUUGCUUGGUGGCACCAACCGGAGCGAGCCGUCCCUCAUUUGGUGCUCGGCAAAAACCUGCCCGGAGGAGCCUGGCAUUCUAUUGAAGGCUCCAUGUUCACCUUGAGUCAAGGAGACUGGAUGGGGCUUCCUGGCCUUCCAUUCAAGGACUGGCUGAGUAAGAAGAAAAGGGGCUUCAGAAACAACAGGGCAACUGCGGGAGACAUUGUUCAGUAUUACCAGUACUACGUGGCAAAGAACGGACUCAAGAAGAACUUCCUCUGCGGCACUUUUGUGACGUCUGUGAAGAGACUAAGCACAGAUUCCGGCUACAGCGGUCAGGAUUCAAGGGACGACGGCUCUGUGUGGAAUUUUUCAGAGCAACAGCAAGAUGACUGCAAAACUGACCAUGGAAGUCUCUUCCAAGUGGAGGGGGUUGUCACGACCUUAAGUGGCUCGCAGCCCUUUUCUCUAUAUGCUGACAACGUGGUCUUAGCCACUGGGACCUAUGACAGUCCAUCCCGGCUCGGGGUGAAAGGCGAGCGCCUUCCUUUUGUCCACCAUUCGCUCUCUGCUCUGGAGGAAGCUGUGAAGAAGAAGGAAAUUGGCCCGAUGUCUGACCCGAUCCUGAUUGUGGGAGCGGGGCUCACGGCGGCAGACGCAAUCCUCUUUGCUCACCAUUGCAACAUCCCAGUGAUCCAUGCUUUUCGCAGGAAAGUGAAUGACCCUGCCCUCAUUUUCAACCAGCUCCCGAAAACAAUGUAUCCCGAGUAUCACAAAGUCCACCAGAUGAUGAAGGAGCAGGCUGUCUCUCAUCCGGGACCGUACGGGUGUUACGUCAGUCUCCCUGAGCAUCACAUUGUCUCCUUCACGGAGGACCAGAAGUGCAUCUUCCGCGACAAAAGCCACCGCCAGAAGAUACACAACAUCUCCAUGGCUUUUGUCCUCAUCGGCUCCAACCCCAACCUGUCCUACCUCCCCAACAAUGGGGUGGACUUGGCGAUCGAUUGCGAGCAGCCCGUCAGCUCCAAGAGGAACCCCGUCGACGUUGAUCCCUUCACUUAUGAAUCCGUUCAUGAGAAGGGACUCUAUGCCAUGGGGCCACUUGCUGGGGACAACUUUGUGCGCUUUGUCCAAGGCGGGGCUUUGGCCAUUGCUAGCUCUGUGCUGAAGAACGUCAACAAGAACCCUCCAUAACCCUCGGUGGUGGUCCCCUCUUCUCCAGAGGAAGGUACUGAGAUCGUCGAGAGGAAGAGGGGCACCGAAGAGAUUGAAGAGUCUUUUCCGAUGCAAAGUCUCUCCCCUUGUUGCCCUCUCUGCAUUUGCUUUGAAGAGCUGAGUUUCAGACCCCAAGAAGCGGAAAGUGAGGAGUUGGCGAGGUUGACCGUUUCCAUGUCACAAUUGGUGGAGAUGGGCUACGGCACACAAAUGGAUGGCUCCAAGUGCUCCUUAACUAUAGAUAACAUUGCUGGGGAUUUCUUAAUUUAAAUCUCACUUUAUGGAUGGUCUCCUAUUAUGCGUGUUCUCCCAACCUUCCAAAUAUGGCAGUAAGAUGAAAGUGUCACUCAAAGAAUGACAUGUCGCAAGGGGAAUGAAUACUGAUGGAAGGAUAUAACUAGGACAGUUUUUUUCGUGUCAGGAGUAACUUGAGUCACUUCUGGAGUCAGAGAAUUGGCUGUCUGCAAGGAUGUUGCCCAGGGGACGCCCGGAUGUUUUGAUGUUUUUACCAUCCUUGUGGGAGGCUUCUCUCAUGUCCCCGCAUGGAGCUGGAGCUGAUAGAGGGAGCUCAUCCGCACUCUCGAACCUGGCAGCUUUCAGGUCAGCAACCCAACCUUCACGUCACUUAGUCCACUACGCCAUCUGGGGGUAGGACAGUGGUUCCCAAACUUAUUUGGCCUACCGCCCCCUUUCCAGAAGAAAUAUUACUCAGCGCCCCCUGGAAAGGGGGUGUGUGGCUUAGAGGGGUGGGCGUGGCUCCUGCACAAGGGGGCGGGGCUAAGCCUCUCCCCUAUUCCAAGAUGCAGGGCUGGGAGGGGGAGGUGGGCAGGGCCACAAAUGGGCGGCCAGGACUGGGAUGUGUGGAGUUGUGAGCUCUGAGGUAGGGCUGAGCUUCUAUCCCUGUCCUGCGGCACCUGCCAGGACACAAGAGGCGGGACGAGAGGAGGGGGCGUGGCCUCUAUACCCCACCCCGUGUUCUAACAAGCGCCUCAGGGGAGAUAUACAGUGGCUCUUGGGAAGAGGCCCCGCCCCACCCCUAGCCCCGCCCUUUAGUCCUAAAAGUCCUCUCAGAAGAGGUAUAGAUGCUCAGCCCUAUCUCUCGCUCUUGGGAAGAGGCCCCGCCCCACCCCUAGCCCAACUUUUAGUCCUAAAAGGCCUCUCAGGAGAGGUAUAGAGGCUCAGCCCUAUCUCUCGCUCUUGGGAAGAGGCCCCGCCCCACCCCUAGCCCAGCUUUUAGUCCUAAAAGGCCUCUCAGGAGAGGUAUAGAGGCUCAGCCCUAUCUCUCGCUCUUGGGAAGAGGCCCCGCCCCACCCCUAGCCCAACUUUUAGUCCUAAAAGGCCUCUCAGGAGAGGUAUAGAGGCUCAGCCCUAUCUCUCGCUCUUGGGAAGAGGCCCCGCCCCACCCCUAGCCCAACUUUUAGUCCUAAAAGGCCUCUCAGGAGAGGUAUAGAGGCUCAGCCCUAUCUCAGGCUCUUGGAAGGAGGCCCCGCCUCGUUCCCUAGCUCCGCCCUCUGUGUCCCAACAAGCGCCUCAGGAGAGGUAUAGAUUCUCAGCCCUGUCUCAGGCAAUUGGGAAGAAGCCACGCCCACUCUAGCUCCGCCCCCUGUGUCUUAACAGGCACCUCAGGUGCUCAGCCCUGUUUUGGGCUCUUGGGAAGAAGCCAUGCCCACUCUUCUAGCUCCGCCCCUGUGUCCUAAUAGGUGCCAUCACCGCCCCCCUGGAUCGCUGCAGUGCCCACCAGGGGGCGGUAGCACCCAAUUUGGGAAUCACUGAUCUAGGAGUUGUUUUUAGUCCUAGAUACGAAGAAAUGUGCAAUGAUGGCAUUCUCCCCCAUAUAAAUACAGUAGAGUCUCGCUGAUCCAACGUAAACGGGCCGGCAGAAUGUUGGAUAAGCAAAUAUGUUGGAUAAUAGGGCGAGAUUAAGGAAAAUCCUAUUAAACAUUAAAUUAGGUUAUGAUUUUAUAAAUUAAGCACCAAAACAUCAUGUUAUACAACAAAUUUGGCAGAAAAAGUAGUUCAAUACACAGUAGUAAUUACUGUAUUUACGAAUUUAGCACCAAAAUAUCAUGAUGUAUUGAAAAUAUUGACUACAAAAAUGCGUUGGAUAAUCCAGAACGUUGGAUAAGCGAGUGUUGGAUAAGUGAGACUCUACUGUAGAUGAAUUUAUUCCCACUCUGGAGAAUACCAUGUUAUACUGGCCAGCCAUUUAAAGAAGUGGAAGUGGUAGAUCUUGUUCCGCACUUCUUGGUUGAGGACACAGGGCUUCAAAGCCAGGUUUUGAAAGAGCGAAGCACUUAAUGUUCUCUGUCCGGAUAGGCAAGUCUCGCCCCCAGUUUCUUCAAAGAUCAAUGUGUGAGGAAAUGUGUAUGUUUGAUAAGUUUGAACCAAGUGAAAUGGGUCUCUCGCCAACCUGUAUCCCAUCGGGUGUUAUUGGACUGCAUUUCCCUUCCCUUCUCGCUGUUGGCUUUGCUAGCAAGGGGCUGAUAGGAGCUGCAGUCCAACACGAUUCUCAUUUGUACCAAAGCCUAUAUGCUUCCCUAAAGGUAAAAGCCCACAGAUGCCGAGUUUGAGGAGUUUUGCAAACCUCUGGCGGAUACGGUACAGAAAUCUCAGGAAAUUCAGAUAUUUCCUCUUGUAUAUCGGUGCCAACCUUAAAGCUCUGUGCUGCGAUUUAUCUGUUCAAAACUAAACAUGCUGCUGAUUUUUUUUAAAGCAAACUAUUUUAUAAAAAAAAGUUUUAUAUAUAUAUAAAUGUGUGUAUAUGUUUUUGUAAACAACUAUUUUUAAAUAAAAAGAUUCUAAUGUUCUAUAAA
Molecule: messenger RNA, 4486 nt
Organism: Anolis carolinensis (green anole)
Lineage: Eukaryota; Metazoa; Chordata; Lepidosauria; Squamata; Anolidae
Gene: osgin1
Product: oxidative stress induced growth inhibitor 1
Exons: 6
Coding region: 168-1652 (494 amino acids)
Biological process (GO): negative regulation of cell growth
Molecular function (GO): oxidoreductase activity; growth factor activity
Source: RefSeq, a predicted model, not a curated record